Dryobates pubescens (Downy woodpecker) is the source of this 1482-nucleotide messenger RNA. Its product is annotated as lysozyme g. The transcript is spliced from 5 exons. NCBI's taxonomy places the organism in Eukaryota, Metazoa, Chordata, Aves, Piciformes, Picidae. Gene Ontology annotation, molecular function: lysozyme activity. Bases 176 to 742 code for a protein of 188 amino acids. The record is from RefSeq and is a predicted model, not a curated record. Gene Ontology annotation, cellular component: extracellular region. Gene Ontology annotation, biological process: defense response to Gram-positive bacterium; peptidoglycan catabolic process.
UGUUGUCUUUGGGUCAAUAUACAAGAAGCUGUUAGGCAAUUGUGUUUCUUCUAAUUCACGUGGUGUGCAGGAAGUGCACUGAGUCAGUUUCUCCAAAACACUGACAGCAGAUAAAAAGCCCCAUUUGUCUUUAAGGAAGUGCAGUGAGAAAGUGAGGAGUCAUCCUGCAGCAAACAUGUCAGACUGUUGGCAGCGUUAUGGGAAUAUAUUGAAUAUUGACACAACUGGAGCUUCAGCAGCAACUGCAAGACCAGAAGGUCUGAGCUAUGCAGGAGUUUGUGCCUCAGAGAAGAUUGCAGAAAGAGAUUUGAAAACCAUGGAGAAAUACCAUGCCAGGAUUACAGAAGUUGGCCAGAAUAAGUGCAUUGAUCCAGCUCUCAUUGCUGGUAUUAUCUCUCGGGAGUCACAUGCUGGCACAGUGCUGGAUGGUGGCUGGGGUGACCACGGAAAUGCAUUUGGCUUAAUGCAGGUUGACAAACGGUACCACGAGCCUGUUGGAUCAUGGGACAGUAAAGAGCACUUAACACAAGGCACAGAGAUUUUAAGUGGGAUGUUAGAACAAAUGCAGAAGAAAUUCCCGACAUGGACAAAGGAACAGCAGCUCAAAGGUGCAAUUGCAGCCUAUAAUGCAGGGCCUAGAAAUGUCCAGAGCUAUGAUGGAAUGGAUGUUGGCACAACACACAAUGACUAUGCCAAUGAUGUGAUUGCAAGAGCCAAGUAUUAUAAGAAAAAUGGAUACUGACAAAUCUGUAGCUUUAAGUCACUGAUUGCAUACUUUGCUGAUGCUAAUGCUAAUAAUAAUAAUAAAAUCCCUGCAAAAAGUAAGAGUGGGGGAGAGCAAUGAAGCCAGAAACAAGUGUGAGCUUUCAAUGCUUUUUUUUUCCAACCAAGGCUUAACAAAAUCACUUUUAAAAGUAGCACCACUAAUAAUCCAAACUGUAGUCUAUCUUUUGCCAUUUAUUUGUUACUUCAUGAGAGUAUUCAAGCAGUUUUCACCUGUGCUUGCAGUUUUUCAAGCAGCAGAUUAAUACUGUAAGAAAGUUGUAACACUUCUCAGCAAGAUUUUAUCUGCCUCAGAAUUUAUCUGUCAACACACGUAUCUAACAGAAGAACAAAGUUGUUUGUUAACAAUUUGUAAUUAUGGCAUUGAGUAUUUGCUAUAAAUACUGCAUAUGCUUAGCCUACCAGAACAGUAUAUCACAGAGUAUCAUAUCCUUUAAGAAUAACUGCUCUUAACUUUGGUGAUGAGAUCUCAAGUGGCUGUUUCUUGUUAAACUACCCUUAACAUUUUUUUUUCCCCUCUAUUGAUACUUCAUUUAGCCUCUGUGGUUGCAACCAACCAGUAAAACUCAAGCUGCUGUAUUGAAUACUUUUAUUGAAGGUGUAUAUCAGCUUCAGUGCAGGAGUAAGAAUAUGCAUAUUCUCUCUUGUUUUUAAAAUACCAUGUGGUUUACAAAAUCCGAGGUAAGCUCAUGCACAAUA